This is a messenger RNA of Lasiodiplodia theobromae, 1041 nucleotides long. RefSeq lists its product as uncharacterized. NCBI's taxonomy places the organism in Eukaryota, Fungi, Ascomycota, Dothideomycetes, Botryosphaeriales, Botryosphaeriaceae. The record is from RefSeq and is a predicted model, not a curated record. The coding region runs from base 1 to 1041 and encodes 346 amino acids. The transcript has a single exon.
AUGAAUAACCGAGAGCCACCGCGAACGACUGAUACCAUCAUAGAGGAGCAGCCUAAUUCGCCGCAGCUUCCCCAGCUUGGAGACGAUGAAGAUGUCAUCGCAAGUAAACACGGAGACGUGGUUCCAGGUAAGCGCGAAGAUCACGAAGAGAAAGAGGAUAAGAGCGGCACUGCCACUCAGGACAAGGGCAAGGGCAGGGCUACUGCUGAGGAACAGCUCGUUCCUUUGGGUGAGGAUAUGCAAUUUGAGGUGGAUAUGCAGCGGAUUCACGAAGAGGAGGAGUUACAAGCAGCUAUGGAAGAAUCACGUCGAGAAACGCUUGAUGAUGAGCUGCAUGGCCAGUCGUCCAGCUUGCAAGCGCCUAGGUUCGAAGAGGAGAUGCGCCAGCCUGGAGAGAGACAACUUUCUGGGGGUGGAAUGGCGGUUGAGAGUUCACACGAGGGAAGCCAAGCCAUUCCUGCCUCUCAGCGACAGCGCACUCCACAACCAUUUCCCUCUCAGCGGCAUCGAACUCCGCUGCCCUCUUCUUUGCAGCCUCAAGGUCCUCCACUCCCAUUGAAUCAAGAUAUGCUGAAAGCUCUUGGCGGCAAGCAAUUGAAGGUCCGCGUAUAUCAAGGCAACAGCCACGACGACCGCAAGAUACAGGCUCUCAUAGAUGCAGCCCCGGCCACUGCAACGAAGCUCAUGGAGUAUAUCAACAAGGCUCAUGAACGUAACCCUGAGCUUUCCAUCAAGUGGCUUGGAGGUACAGUCGGACAGAAGAGCUGCCAUGCCAACUACUCCGUGGAUCGCGGUACAACCAACAAGAGAGUAUCGAGAUUCAAGGCUGGCUAUCAAUGCCAGAUGUGUGCUACCAAAAAACGGACUUGUGCCAACUUGACAGGCGAACAUCUUGUCAUCCUUCCGGUCAUCGACAAGUACCGCGCUGGAAAGGCCUGGACCGACAUUGAGUAUUGGAUUCCGGCGGCGAAGGAAGAGAUUGGUGGAAAGAAAAAUCCGCCCUCGAAGAAGGCGGCGGCAAAGAAGUGGACGAAAAGGUAA